AUGCUAAACGAUAAAUCUGGAAAAAGUGAAUUACCAUGGGUGUUAAACCUUUAUAAAAAUCUUCUAGCAUAUUCUGCUCCUGUCUUUAUAACAAUAGAAGGUGCUGCUACUGCAAUUGCGAUUGUUAUUAGUAGAAAUAUCGUAAGAAAUAUGACUGAUGAUGAUAGUCAACGUGCACAAGUCUGCCUUCUGAUCGCAUCUAUCGCGACCUACGUAACUUCAUUUUAUGCUUUAUAUGUAAUUUACUCCAUCCCUGGAAUGGAUAUUAUUACCGCGACACUAAUUGGGUCUGUCCUGACUUUAGUCAUUGUAACAACAAUUUUGAUGUUUAUUAAUGGUGAAGGCAUUAUAACUGAUGCUGCUCUAUUGUUUGCCUAUAAUAUAUAUUGUAUAUACAUGUUAUCGAUCAAUUGGAAUCGUGAAAGUAAAAAAUCGGGUAGUGCUAUAUUGAUUGAUCAUGAAAAAUUAUCUCUUCCGCUUGCCACUCUUCAAACUAUUGGAAUCAAUACUAAAACUUUCUUAAAAGGGGUCACGAACUUUUUAGGUACUUUUAGAUCAAUUUCAGCUAUACAAAAAGCUCUUUCGCUACAAGCUUUCAUAUCACUUGUAUAUCGAACUGGGAUUGUGUCUAUAGCAUUUUAUUCUGUACGUGAAGCUGAUGAAGAUGAGAGUCUUAUAGGUCAAACUGUCUUAAAUUUUAUAACUGCAUUCACAACUCCAGUACUUAUUGCAGUAUAUACACACUUGCUAUUAUCCCAUUAUGAGUAUUUAAAUAGUGAUGAUUCGCUUUGGAGAUGGGUUGGCAUAGGU
Molecule: messenger RNA, 810 nt
Organism: Dentiscutata heterogama
Lineage: Eukaryota; Fungi; Glomeromycota; Glomeromycetes; Diversisporales; Gigasporaceae
Source: the annotation of a GenBank genome assembly